AAAAAAAAAAAAAUCAACUGAAAAUAUCUUAUCUGAGGGAUGACAAAAGAAAUUCUGGGAAGAAGGGUUGACAAGAGAGAAAGAAAGGUUGGUAGAAGAACGUGGAGGGUAGCCAGCUCAGUUCUAUAAUCUAACUCAGAUUUCACAUGCAACAAGUUUCCACAAAAAACAACAUUUCUAUUUUUGCUUCUGUCGUUGUCUGCAACCAUAACCAACAUGCAAUAAAGGAAGUUGGAAAACGAGAAUGAAGAGAGGAUAGGUGGUAACGUACAUGUCCUCUCUUGGUGUCAGUUUGAAUUUGAUUUGCAGAGAGGAAAGUUACGACGAGAAUGGUGAAUGGAGGGUUGGUGGAAGAUGUUGCAGUGAUCGGAGGGUUGAUAGGGGUGCAAUUUGUUUACGCAGGAAACGCUUUGUUGCUCAGUUAUCUUAUGUCUUUGGGCCUCGAAUCUCUUACCAUUGUCACUUUUACUUCCUUUGCUACGUUCCUUAUUCUCUUACCCUUUGCCUUCUAUUUCGAAAGGUGUAAAUGGCCCACCAAAGUUGGUUUCAAGUUGCUUGCACAGCUUUUCUUGCUUGCACUAGGAGGGGUAACACUGUUCCAGUCUCUAUUCCUUAAAGGAAUCAAUCUAACCUCACCAGCAAUGGGAACAGCCAUGCCAAAUCUUGCACCAGGUCUCAUCUUCAUCAUGGCAUGGAUUUUUCGGUUGGAAAAAGUGAAGUUAAGCUGCACAUACAGUAGAGUAAAAAUAAUUGGCACAUUGCUUUGUGUCUUAGGAGCUCUCACACUGAGCAUGAUGCAAAGCAUCUCUGCACCUCCUAAGUCCACUAAAGUGGGAACAAUUCAAUCACCAUCUCCACCAACACAUGUAACAUUUGACAGACACAAGUUAAUCGGUUGUCUCUAUCUUUUGGUCGCAAUCCUCAUAUUGUCAAGCAACAUUGUCCUACAGGCCUUUACUCUAGAAGAUUUUCCUGCACCGAUGUCCUUGUGUUCAAUAACUUGCUUUUUUGGGACAUUCAUGACUAUCGCAGUUCAAUUAAUUGAAGAUCACCAAUUCAAAACUGGUUGGCCUGGUGUGAGUGUCUCAGACAUGAUUGGAUAUUCUCUUCUGGCAGGUGUAGUGAGUGGAAUAUGCCUGACUGUGAAUUGUUGGGCACUUAAAAAAGGUCCAGUGUUGGUGUCCAUGUUCAGCCCUAUUGGCACAGUCUGCUCAGUCAUUUUCUCAGUUGUUACUCUAGGACACACCACCAACAUUGGAAGCUUAGCAGGUAUGUUCCUGAUGUUCACUGGGCUCUACUUUGUGCUUUGGGCCAAAGGGAAAGAAGGUUGCUUUGAGAGUGAAUAUGAUGCAGAGAAGCCUCUUUUAAGUUAACAUUCUUUUCAUAUGUCAAAAGUAGUAUCAUGUAGUAUGUACUUAUUUUAUCCAUAGAAACAGAGUAAAUGAAAUAGAACUUUAUU
Messenger RNA from Vigna unguiculata (cowpea), 1459 nucleotides. RefSeq names its product WAT1-related protein At5g47470-like. Gene Ontology annotation, molecular function: transmembrane transporter activity. NCBI's taxonomy places the organism in Eukaryota, Viridiplantae, Streptophyta, Magnoliopsida, Fabales, Fabaceae. Gene Ontology annotation, cellular component: membrane. The record is from RefSeq and is a predicted model, not a curated record.